This is a messenger RNA of Salvia miltiorrhiza (redroot sage), 1074 nucleotides long. RefSeq names its product peroxiredoxin-2E-1, chloroplastic-like. The transcript has a single exon. Lineage: Eukaryota; Viridiplantae; Streptophyta; Magnoliopsida; Lamiales; Lamiaceae. Bases 260 to 946 code for a protein of 228 amino acids. The record is from RefSeq and is a predicted model, not a curated record. Gene Ontology annotation, cellular component: cytoplasm. Gene Ontology annotation, biological process: cellular response to oxidative stress; cell redox homeostasis; hydrogen peroxide catabolic process. Gene Ontology annotation, molecular function: thioredoxin peroxidase activity.
GGAAAUUAUUUAAAUAUUAAGUAUAGAGAGAGUGUAUUGCCAAAAAAGGAAACAGGACAUUUCAAGUGGGACAACCCAAAAAUGAAAACAGGACAUUUCAGCUGGGACGGAGGGAGUACAUAGUUUAGAUAGCAAGAUAUUUUUACCCAAAAUAUAUAAAUACUCCAAAACCUAAUUAAAGUCCAACAGCUACAAGCCUACAAUCUGGAGAAGAGGCCAGAACGUUCUCCGCAAACUUCACUUGCGAAUUACAGGGGGAAUGGCAGCCGCCGCCGCAACAUCAGCCGCCUUCGUCACCGCGAGGCUCCUCGCUUCCUCCUCUCGGAAACUCAAACAACCCUUCUCUCUCCUCUCUCCACAAAAAAGAUCCAGCUCCUUUUCCAUCAAUUCUGCCCCACUCCCCCUCCGCCGCCCCCAAACCCUCCGAUUCUCCACCGUCCCCAGCAUAUCCGCCACGAUCUCCGUCGGCGACAAGCUGCCUGACGCCACCCUCUCCUACUUCGACUCCGCCGACGAGCUCCAGACAGUCUCUGUCGCCGACCUGACAUCCGGCAAAAAAGUCAUUCUAUUCGCAGUCCCGGGGGCGUUCACCCCCACCUGUUCCCAGAAGCAUCUCCCCGGAUUCGCGGCGAAGGCGGCCGAUUUGAAGGCAAAGGGUGUGGACACGAUCGCCUGCGUUUCCGUCAACGAUGCGUUCGUGAUGAAGGCGUGGAAGGAGGAUUUGAAAAUUGGGGAUGAUGUGUUGAUGUUGAGCGAUGGAAAUGGGGAUUUCACCAGGGCGAUUGGGUGCGAGCUCGAUUUGAGCGAUAAACCGGUGGGGUUGGGGGUGAGGUCGAGGAGGUAUGCUAUGUUCGUUGAAAACGGCGUCGUUAAGAUCUUGAAUUUGGAGGAGGGCGGUGCAUUCAAUGUUAGCAGCGCCGAGGACAUUCUCAAAGCCAUUUCGUGAUUUUCUUUUAUUCGUUUGUUUAUGGAGGAAAUAAAUGUUAUGCUUUUUAAUUUUCUACCGUUUCUUGCUCUUCUACGUCUUUCAUUCUUCUUAACCAAUGGUUAUGGAAUUUAUGUGCUUGCUAUUUA